Molecule: messenger RNA, 839 nt
Organism: Dichomitus squalens LYAD-421 SS1
Lineage: Eukaryota; Fungi; Basidiomycota; Agaricomycetes; Polyporales; Polyporaceae
Product: peroxisomal membrane protein 4
Exons: 3
Coding region: 28-648 (206 amino acids)
Cellular component (GO): peroxisomal membrane
Source: RefSeq, a predicted model, not a curated record
UUCUCGCACCCUCUCAUCACUAGCUAGAUGUCCGGACUAGAAGCAAUCUUGUCAAACCCGGCGUACCAUGACUAUCUUGCUAUCCUGAAGGGUGCCCGGAAUGGCUUCGUCUAUGGCGUGAAAGUGCGCUUCCCCCAUGCACUAAUUAUGGCCAUCCUCUUCGGCCGCGGAGAUUGGCAGACUCGGCUGAAGACGAUAUAUCGCGCCACAAGACAACACGCAUUCAACCUCGCCAAGUUUGUCUCGCUAUACAAGACCUUGCUGCUUGUUCAGAAGAAGGUCAACGGCGGAAAGGAGCGCAGCUUCGACACGUUCAUUGCAGGGUUGAUUGGAGGCUAUAUUGUCUUCGGGGAGAGGAGCGCCGUCAACGAGCAGAUCGUGCUAUACGUCUGCUCUCGCGUAGUUGCGUCCUUCCUUGCUCGCGCGAAGACGCCAUACUCGAACGCUCCGGCGGCCUCCGGCAGGCCGCUCCCGCCAGACUCGCGCCAGUUUUCCAUCUUCGCGGCGGUCUGCUGGGGUGCGGUAAUGUGGCUAUUCAAGGAACGCGGGGAGACGAUACAACCUGGCAUGUUCAACUCCAUGACGUAUCUUUACCGGGACUCCGAGCACUGGGAUAGCUUGAAGACGUUGCUUUGGCACAACAAGUGAUACCCUCGUGCCUGUUCCGCCAAUUUUCAGGACCAUGGACGCUUUGUCAUCAUAUAGAUCUUCAUGUAGAUACAUACGCUUCGCUAUCAGACUACAAGCCAUGAACUGCCUCAUAUAUUGGACGUCGAAGCACCAUAUAUAUGUUUGGCCAGAAUACAUGUAGUCUGCUAACGGCGCACUCUCCCCGCCCG